Molecule: messenger RNA, 3559 nt
Organism: Carcharodon carcharias (great white shark)
Lineage: Eukaryota; Metazoa; Chordata; Chondrichthyes; Lamniformes; Lamnidae
Product: pleckstrin homology domain-containing family S member 1-like
Exons: 16
Coding region: 1-1599 (532 amino acids)
Source: RefSeq, a predicted model, not a curated record
AUGGGAAAUCACCGCAGUAGGAGAUUCCUUGACUGGAAAUCCCCGUUUAGCUCUGCGCCUUUAAAUAAUGAGAGGAAGCAGGCGCCUACAUACGCAAGCCGAGACUUCUUUCCUAAAGGAGCAAGUUCAGUGCUGAUCUCGGACUCAACAACAAGCCAAGAGCUAGUCGACAAGACAGUUGUGUGGACUGAACUGCAACGCACUAGUCAAACUGGUGUAGAUCCGGAGUGGGGACCCAGUCGGGUUCGAGAGUCAGACUUCCUCAUCCGGGAAAUUCCAUUCCGCUUGGUUUCGGAGUUAAACUGGACCCUGAUUCAGGAUUUGCACGACAAAUAUUGUCCGGUUCUAAUUCUUCUGGUGAAUUUGAAAAUGACUGGAAAAGGCACCCAUUUGUCUUCAGCAUUUUAUUUUGAAGAGGAUGACAGACAGGAUGGCAUCAGUGAGAAUGACAUUUGUUGUGAAGGAUAUCUUUUAAAAUCUCCACCAAACAGUCAGAUUGGAAUACAAACAUCGUGGAAAAAAAGAUACUUUGUGUUGACAAAAAAGAAAGGUGAACCCAUCUUGAAUUACUUCAGAUACCAAGAACAGAGUAGAAGAUCACAGCCACUUGGAAAGAUACAUAUAAAAAAAACCAUAGAGAUAUGCAGUAGACCAGACAACCAUCCAAAAUGGAAUAUAAUUCAAAGGAUGUUUAAAUGCAUCUCAGAGUCUGUCAUUUUACUGAAGACAGAAGAAAGGGAUUACUUUUUUAUUGGAGAAAUAGAGCCCAUCCAAUUAUGGCGAGGCACAAUUGAAAAUUUACUUCACAUGAAGACAAUGCCACAGUCUGAGGAACAAGACCAGGAUAGUUUUGGAAAACUUGCAAAAACUGAGCAGCACCAACAACCAGGAAACAAAUCUGAUCCAAUUUAUGCUACAAUUCCAGAAUUAUCAGUGCAGAAUGACAAGAGAAAAACUGAAGGGAUUAAUCCAGAGCCACAUUUUGAAUCUCCUUCAUCAGAAAAGACCAAGAACAUUUAUGAUAUUCCCAGAGCGACACAUAACAGGUUGUCACAGCCCAAUCAAUGCCCAAUUAAAACAGAAAAGCUACGCACUUGUUCACUGCCUACAGAAUUUAAGUGUGACUCAGCUAUUUAUGAUACACCAAGAAGCAUUCUUACAGCUCAGUGGAAAAGAGUGAGGACAGCGUCUAGCGAUUCUGGAAUCUACAUGUCCAUGGCUUCAAUUAGAGACAGUACCAGCACAAAUUCAUCUUUUGACUGUUCAGAACAGAUAGACGAAAAAGAAGAACAUUUUAUCAAUGAAACCAACAAUGUUAUAGAAGAAACAAAGCUGGCAAAAUUGGAUGUUACGGUUUUUCGAGAUUAUAUCAAAAAUAAUCUGUCAUUUCAACAAGUAAAUGAGAGAGUCUGUGUCAUGUCUUUGGAUAAGAAGUGUCCUUUUAAUUUUGGAGAUCAAAUCUUGGCAAUCAACAAACUUAAGAUCAAUGACAUAAAGGAAUUCAACACACUUGUCAACAAAUCGUUGGAAGAGGAGGUGACAGUCACUAUAUUGCGACUACCUGAAGCACCGAAAUUUGACAGUGAAGAGCGUAAAUGAGAUAAAUGAAAAAUGAAGGAAACCAAUAAAAUGGUUGUAAUUUACAUUCAGUACAAUCAAAGCGCUAAUGGUGCUGGAACUAUCACCGGUUAGCAUUGAUCAUGCCGAGUCAUCUAGCAACAGUUCAUCAGUAUUUGUUUUUAUCUUCCUUCUCAACCUUCAUUCUUUAAAUCAUUAAUGAUUGGUGUUGAAGAGAUCUGGGAAUCUUAAUGGCCCUUUCAUUUAAGUGGUUGAAGUGCAUAAAAACCUAGCACAGGUUCACCACCUCAGCCAUCUUAAGCAUGCUGGCAUUUCCUUUAUUAUCCCUAGACAAAUGCUGAGAUCAAAUAUAAUACAGUCUUCAUUAACAUUUAACAACCUGCUGUGAUUUUAUAGGCAUAACAGUAAAGUGUCCUAUUUAGCCAGCUGUGUUUUUUUUAAAGAUGAAAUCCCUGUGCAUUGUGAUUUACUAAAAGGCAAUUUAAUUAUUGAAAUGCAAAUUUUGAAGCUUUUAGUGAGCAUUAAGCACAUACAUACAUACAAAUCCAUUGUAAAGUGCUUGGUGUGUAUGCUGGAUAUUUUUUGCUGCUUAUACUAGAGGACAACACAAAAAGAUGUAUUAACAUUAUUGCUGCUGCCAAAAUUUGUCCUUCAUUUGUAAGACAAUUAAUGCCACUACCAACAUGCACUUUAUACUAAUCCUCCUUAUGCCAAUGUUACGAAAUAAUAAUAUUCAUUGUAGUGAGUUUAGGUACAAUUAAUAGUCACUAUCUUACACAGAUGCAUUUAAAUUAAGAUUAGUUGAUAAGUAUUUUUUAAUAAUUAUAUUCAAAUUUAAUGCAGAAUAGAAUUAGUACUUGAAUUGAUGUAGCUAAAUUGAAGAUUAAUUUUGCUGUGUUAUACUAUAAUUUUCAUGUCAUAUUUAAAUUGCUGUAGCUUAAAAUAGUUAGAAAACACAAGGUGUAAUACAUGCACUGUUCUGCCUCUUCAGUUGCUCAAUAACUGCUUGAGAUUCUUUGGUACUGACACUGUGAACACAAGGAAAGUUCCACUCUCCAGAAUUGACACCCCACACCUUGAUAAGCACCAAAAUUCUCUGUGCACCUUCUCAAAAUUUAUAAAUUUAACAAGCAGUUAAGCUUUUCAGUUAACUAGUAAAUCACCAGUAUUGAAUUCUUUAAAUGUUUCUUCUUUUUGUAUCUGGAGCACAUAAUCCAGGCAGACACUUUGGUAAAGCACUGAGGAAGAGCUGCAUUGUUGAAGGUGCCAUUGUUGAGAUGAGAUGUUGAACCAAUUGCCGUGUUGGGUGCACAUUAAAAGGCCACAUGGCAAUAUUUGAGGUCGGUUGAGGUAGUUCUCUGUCCUGGCCAAUAUUCAUUCCUCAACCAAAAAUCACUCCAACAGGUUAUUUGGUCGUUUAUCUCAUUGUUGUUUGUAAGAUUUUGCCAUGCACAAAUUGGGCACUGUGCUUCCCUGUAACAUUGACUCCACUUUGAAAGAGCAUCAUUGGCUGUGAAUAUCUUUGUAAAAUCCUGAGGCCAUGAAAGGCGCUAUUUAAAUUGAAAUUCUUUACCUUUUAAAAUUCCAUUAUAAUCAAAGCAGCAUCUCAAAGUACUAAAUUAAAAGAACACAGUGUUAAUAUCACUUUAUAAUUCUUCUGAGCAAGAAAUAUUACUUGAAAAUAUGAAAUGUAUAUGACACUAAGCUUAUAGCAUUAAUGGUAAAAUUGCAAUUGUUUUCUGCAAAUAACAUUAUAGUGACUCAGUUGGAUUGAGAUGUAACUAUUGUAACUUGUAAGCAAGUAUUGUAAAUUGUACCAAUGAAUCCAUAGAAUUUUAAAGGAUGGGUUCAAUGUGAGCAUUCAGGAAAUGCAACUACUGUAUAUUAUAUUUAAUAGCAUUUAUAUUGAUAAAACAGAGCAGCAUUAGAAUAUGUUUUCAAGAAGGACGCCCUUUGUGAAAAUAAAAAAAAAUCUGACAAA